Paramecium pentaurelia is the source of this 1033-nucleotide messenger RNA. NCBI's taxonomy places the organism in Eukaryota, Ciliophora, Oligohymenophorea, Peniculida, Parameciidae. The record is from the annotation of a GenBank genome assembly.
AUGAAAUUUAUCAAAGAAAAUAAAGAUAAUAAAGUUUAAUUCAUUGAAUAAAAAAAAAUCAUUUAUAAGGGUAGUGUUAGAUUAGAAAAGUUUGUCAACAAAAAACCAAACAUUAUCACUUAAACUUAAAGAGAAUAUAAAAGUGAUUUGAGUCCAAUUAUAAGAUAAAAAAGAGCUUAAACAAUUUUGAAAUAAUUACUUAAUGAAUAAAAUUAACAGUAAUAUAUAUAAAUUAUUAAAAUUUAGAGUACUUGAAGCUAAAUCAUCACGUAAUUUUAAAUUAAAAAGAAUAUCUGUAGAUUAUAACUAUUCAAUUUAAUUGCCUAAUAUUGAAGAAUAUUUUGAUUCAUAAGAUAAACUAUAAUUACUUAAAACAAUUAAAAAUGAAAAAAAUAGAGUAGAAAAUCAUAUAGAAAAAUUAGAAAAAAUUAAAAAGGAAUUAGAUCUUUCAGAUUAUGUAUUUAAUUAACAUAAACCAAAUACUUAUCAUUCUAAUACACCAAGUAAAUCUGCAAGAAGACAUACAAUUAAAUUAAAUACAAGUGGCAGUACUUUAUUUGGAAAAACAGAAAAUGUAAAAAGAUAAUUAUCAAUUAUUGAUUGUGAAGACAGAAAAUAAAUUGAUAAAAAUAAAGAAAUUGAAUUGUAUAAAAAGUAUGAAAAAGUAAGAGAUAGUAAAGUGUUACCUUAAUUAGUAAAUUAGAUUAAUGAAUCUUAUGAAGAAAAGAAUAAAUUAAGUGAUAAAUUCAAUAGACAAUUAUAUUAUUGUAUACAUAAUAGAGAUUAUAGUAUAAAAGAUAAAAUAAAAGAAUAUCAAAAAGAUAGUUUAUCAUAUUCUUAAUUUUAUUCAAUAUAAAAAAGACUUAAAUAACAUAUGGAAGGCAGAUUCAAAGCUACAGAAAAUCAAGUUAUAAAAUUUGAAGAUGAACUUAAGAAUCUAGCCAAAACUAAUAGACUAACUGAAAGUAGAAAGGAAUAAUUAUCUAGAAUAAAGAUUUAAUUGGAAAAUGGUAAUUACUUAGAAAAUUAUUGA